This is a messenger RNA of Syngnathoides biaculeatus (alligator pipefish), 4875 nucleotides long. It is a transcript of the gene ephx1, whose product is annotated as epoxide hydrolase 1, microsomal (xenobiotic). Gene Ontology annotation, biological process: epoxide metabolic process. Gene Ontology annotation, molecular function: epoxide hydrolase activity. The transcript is spliced from 10 exons. Lineage: Eukaryota; Metazoa; Chordata; Actinopteri; Syngnathiformes; Syngnathidae. The record is from RefSeq and is a predicted model, not a curated record. The coding region runs from base 2177 to 3544 and encodes 455 amino acids.
AAAUUGUAUUUUAUGCGUUAAGUUUUGCGAUACGAAUGGUGACAUUGUGCGCAUUUUUUUAAUUUGUAUUUUUUUGGGUGUAGUCAACAAAGUUAGCUGCUGCUUGUUGGAGAAAUAUACCUGCGAAUUGAAGACUUAAGUUUUAUAACUGCAAUAUGCUGAAUGUCAGCCCUGCUUGUAUUGGCGUUAAUGGCUAUUGACAAAGUACUGUUGGCCAAGCAUAUUUCUUUCCAAAACGAGGGGCCAGCUCACGUGUAUUCUUUACAUAAUCCUCCCUGCAGGGCCCAAAGCAACACACUCAUUUUUGUUUGCCACAUUUUUGCAGCAAAUUGUUGACUCGUGAGCAGCGUGGUAAGCCCCAGCUUCAAACUGUCCAUUGUCAGCCUAGGAUACAAAUAGCCUACGUUGCUCUCAUACAAUUGUAACACAAAUAGACACAUUCUCCCAUUAUUUGUCCUCCCCUUGUCCACAACACUAUGCACAUUUUACUAACACUAAUGAAUUUUUUAAUUUUUUUAAUUAAUGAAGGUUAGUUAAAGUAGCACUUCCACUGACUGGAAGACAUGUUGAGUUAUUUUUUUUACUUGAUUUUGCAAUAUGCAACAGUUCAGUUGUACACCACCAAAAACAGCAACUAGAAAAAACAUUGGUAAUUUAUUGUAUAUAAUGCAUAUUUGACAGGACUUGGAUGUGCUAUCUGUCAAAGUGUGACAUGAUGAGGGUUGGAUGAUUAAUACCUCUCAUUAAUCAAAAUGGACCUCUAUCAUCUUUGUAAAGUUUUUAUUUUUUUAUUUUUUAUUUUUUAAUGUAAAAUUGUUGGUUGUCUUUGAGUGAAGAUUUUUAACAUUCACUUCAGCGAGUCACUGAUAGUGUAGUGGUACCACUUGCCUGACUUUGGUGCAGGCAACGUUUGGUUCAGUUCAGUUCACACUCAAUGGCAGUGCAAAUGUGCGUGUGACAGGUAGUCUAUAAGUGCGUCAUCCACGUCGCUGACCAAUCAGAGGCCAGAGAUCUGCAUAAACCACGCCCCUUCCCUCCAGCAACAUUGCAUGGUCCAGUAUAGCUUUUGUUAGCGUUUUAUCGCGUAUUUGGGUUCUUUAACAAUAGAUAUGGUUAAGAGGUGUAGUCACGGACUUUAUAAUAGUGACGACAGGUAUCCUGAAAGGCUAGCUGGUGGAGUUCAAUUCGUACCCUUUCCAAAACCGAAGACCCAGUACGAAAAAUGUCUUCGAUGGAUCAAACUUUGUGGAAGACCGCAUGAUCAACUGAAUCCAUCAACCGGAACAGAUAUGUUUGCACGAAGCCCACGUGGCGUGACGUCACUUCAGGAGGCGUGGUUAAGUGCCCUGUACGGAGGGGCCAAUUGGUGACCAGUUCAGGAUACAGUCUACCUUUUGCCCAAAGUCAGCUUGGGUGAGCUCCACCGCCCCAUGAGCGUUACGAGGAUAAGAAGUGUUGAAAAUGGAUGGAUAGAUGGAUGUUUAAGAAGAUAGUGUCCACAAAAAAACAAAGCAAAAACAAUUUCUGUUUUUGUUUUUUUUUUUUUUUUCUCCCCAUUGUCAUUGCCCCCAUGAGCAUUGAAGUCCCCUGAUAGAGGGGUUGGGAACAUUUAAGACUGAGAGAGCCAUAUAUGCCAAAUAUUUUAAAAUAUAAUUUCAAAAGAGGCAUACAAUAUUUUAAAAAUGAAAUACAGGUAUAUUUGCGCAUUUAUGUAAGACCAAAAAUUUUAGAGUCUCAGAAUUCUUUUAAAUAACAUUGUUACGCUGUUGCUAACCAAUGAUGACAAAGGUACUUCUUACCAUUAAUGUGACUUCUGGUGCUCCAUGGUUUUGCUGAUGGCUUAAAAAUCAGUUUUAUACGCUUCAUGCAGGGGUAGAGACUUCCAUCUGUUAAUCGUGAAUGUAAUUCAUGUUGAUUUACCAUCAUGAUCGUACGAUGGUGAACAGUUCUUGCUGACAAAGGCAUGUCUUUUGUUUGUUUGAUUAUCUUGUCCUUAUGCAAAGUUGUCAAAAUGUUUAUUGGCAACAUCAACUACGAAAGCUUGGGCAUACUCCCCAAAUGUGAAUGGCUUUCCAUUUCUCACUUUUGCUAAAGCCCCAGCAAAGCUGUCUGAAAUCCAUUCACCUUGUUGGGUCCAAACACGGAUUUGCUGCUGACUAACUUGGACUCUGGAACCAUGUUCACAGAGGUUCUGAUUGGUCUGGUCGUUGGGGGAAUCAUAUUCCUGGUGGUGCUUAGAAGAAAAAGCCAUGUUUUAAAGACAGAGGAUGGCUGGUGGGGGGUUGGUCCUGUCCCUGAUGACGAGCAGGACACCACCACCUACCCUUUUAAAGUGACCACUAGUGAUGCGGAGCUGGAGGACCUCAACAGAAGAAUAGACCAAACGCGCCCAGUUCCCUCACUAGAAGACAGCCAGUUCAAUUACGGUUUUAACUCGGAAUACCUGGAGAAGGUUGUCUCUUACUGGAGGAAUGACUUUGACUGGAGGAGACAAGUGGAUAAACUUAACAAAUAUCCUCACUUUAAGACAAACAUUGAAGGCAUUGAUGUUCACUAUGUGCAUGUGAAACCCAAACAAAUACCAGACGGAACCAAUGCUAUUCCUCUCAUAAUGGUUCAUGGCUGGCCAGGGUCCUUCUAUGAAUUUUAUGGGACAAUUCCACUGCUAACAGAACCAUCAGAACGCCAGUCCCUUGUGUUCGAGGUGGUGUGCCCAUCCAUACCCGGUUAUGGCUACUCAGAAGCACCACAUAAGAAAGGUUUCGAUUCAGUGUGUGCUGCUCGCAUCUUCCACAAACUGAUGAGACGGCUGGGCUUUCAACAGUUCUAUGCUCACGGAGGAGACUGGGGCUGGCUUGUCACCACCAACAUGGCUCAGCUGGAACCCAAGACUGUUAAAGCCUUGCAUGUGAACUUUGCUCCACCUUCCAAACCUGGAUUGACCGUGACCUUAUCGCUCCUGCUUGGCCGUCAUUUCCCCAAGCUUUUCGGCUUUACCAGCGUGGACCUUGAACGUCUCUACCCCUGCUUGGAAAAACUGUUUUUGGAGUCCAUCAAGGAGACUGGCUACAUGCACAUCCAGGCCACCAAACCUGACACCGCAGGUCGAGCGCUGAACGAUUCACCAGUCGGUCUGGCUGCGUACAUUCUGGAGAAAUUCUCCACGUGGACAAGUCAAGACUUUAGAAACCUGGUGGACGGCGGACUCACCAGGAAGUUCUCUCUGGACGACCUGCUGACUAAUGUGAUGAUCUACUGGACGACUGGCUGCAUCAUUCCCUCAAUGAGAUUUUAUAAAGAAAACUUUUCCCGCCUCGAUUCUCCCCAUGUCAAGAUACCGGUGUCUGUACCCACUGGGUUUGCAUGUUUCCCCAACGAGCUGAUGCAUACCCCAAAGCUGUGGGUCCAACAGAAAUUCCAUAACCUCCUCACCUACACACACAUGACUCGGGGGGGUCAUUUUGCAGCCAUGGAAGAGCCCCAGCUGAUGGUUGAGGACAUUAACAACUUCAUCAAGAAGGUGGAGAAGAUGAAAGCACAGUAGCGAUGACUCGAUGAUGUCAAUGUGGAUUUUGUUUUAUUUUUAUUCCUUGAUAAACCACCACAAUGCUUUUGAAAUACACAAUAUUUGUUACUUCUCAAGUGUCAUUUAUGUUUCACAAAAAUAUGGGAUGACCAUUUCGGUGGUACCGACAUUUAAUGUAUCUUUUUUUCCCCCAGACAUUUCAUAUUGUGAACCUUCUUCCUAAAGGUUUUAAUCAUGUUGAUUACUUCAAAACUAUUAUGGCGCUGUAAAAAGGCAUGUUCAUAAAACCUUUGUCGAUGUCCUGACCUUUGAAUAACUGUAUCUAUAAACAAUUCCAUUGAUUGUCAUCCUUUCAACAAUGAUUCAAAUAAUUGAGACAUCAUUGCUCGUGUCGUACCUUGUUUGCCUUCAAGAUUUCGUUUGGUUCACUUUGGUAUGCAUUGUCUUGAAUACAAUGAAAUCCUGUUUUCCUGUUCUUUCGAUAUCAAUUGAAGACUAGCUUGACUUGGUCUGAAUGUGAGUUUCAAUUUUUGGUUGUGUUUAUGAGCUCUGCGAGUGAGGAUGGAUGACUUUUGGCUGUACGCUGCCUCUCGCCAAAGCUCAUGUAGUCGCAGUGCACCCAUGAUGAGGACUAAGAAUGGAAAACUGGUUCCUUUUGACAACGAGUUUCUAGGAAUAAUUUUUUUUUUUGUUUAAAAUUGUAAUACAUUAAAAAUGUUACUUUUUUAGAAAAUUCAAUGAUAUGCUACAAUUUUAGUUACAUUUGAAAAAUAGCUGAGAGAGGUCUGAUUUCCCCUUAUCUGAGUUGUCAUAUGAACCACUGUCGACCCUAUUGUGCAAAUUUGUCUUUUGGUCAACAUGGUAUGGUGUAGUGGUUUUCCACAUGCUGCACACAUGUAAUUCAAAAAACAUUUUUUUUUCAUGUCUACUAUUGAUUCCAAAAUAAUGUUCUGUAGUUUCAAUCCAUUUUUGAGAGGAAAGGUCCAAGGGUCCUAUUGAUUCAUUCAAAAGUAAUCAAAAUUUCAUCGAAUGUCAUUCAUUAUAUUACUUUGAGAAAGUAAUGGAAAUAGUUACACCACUAUUGAAUUUGCAUCAUAGUAACAUGUAUUUGUAACCAACUACAUUUCCAAAAUAAUCUUCUUAAAACUGCUUGUAAGGAAUGUAACAACUGUAUUUUACUGCUUUUACUUGCUGUACAGCUUUUUGGUUUCUUGAUAUAGUUGGAAAAGGAAGUCAUCUUUUCUUUUUUUUUCCUUUCCCAUAUAAUAUUACAGAUUAUGAACACAUACUGGAUAUGCUGUGUCUUCUACCCAAAGUUGAAGAUAUUAAAUAUUUAAAGCAAACAAAUA